Paramecium octaurelia is the source of this 1221-nucleotide messenger RNA. NCBI's taxonomy places the organism in Eukaryota, Ciliophora, Oligohymenophorea, Peniculida, Parameciidae. The record is from the annotation of a GenBank genome assembly.
AUGCAAUAAUUGUAAAGCUAAUGAAUUUAUUUAGCGUUGAAAUGAAGGCUGUUACUUGGCAAAAGGAUUCCCAUGGACUUUUUGAUUACGAAACCUAACUGCUCACAAUAGAAAAGCAUGUCAUAUAACAAUAGCAGAAGGUUUAUCGAUUGGGUAUGUUGAAUGCAAUAUCAUCAAAUAGGUUAAGAAGUGAGCACAUCUUCUCCAGACUCCGAAUAAGAUGAGAGCCAAUAAUAUUUGACCACAGUUCAAGAACUGGACAAUAAGUUUUACAUUAAUCCUGAGGGGUGUGAGGAAAAUGAAAACUUUUUAAUAGUUAGAAGUUUAAAAAAUAGUUAAGGAGGACAGAAAGUAUACUUGGUUUUAAUAACGAAAGGGAUAUAAAAUGGAGCCAGGAGACAUAAUAAAAUUGGGAAGAAUGGAAUACCUGAUUAUGGAAACCAAGGAUAAGGAUAACUUAGUAAAUUAAGCCUAGAGUGAAAUGCUGAAAGUAUAUCUUGAAUAAAAAUCAGGAUUAGUUUGAAUAGACUGCUUCGUAUGUUACCAACAGUUCAGCAACUUGUCGGUUUUGUCUCAUGGACACUCAGACCAUUGAGGAUCCCUUCAUUUCUCCAUGUAAUUGCAAAGGAACUUGCUAAUUCGUUCAUUUUAAUUGCAUGAAAUAAUGGAUAGAGAGUAGAUGCCAAAUAAAGCAGCUGAAUAAUGCGCAAUCUUAUAGAUUGAAAUAGUACAUAUCAUUUACAUUCGAGGUAACAAUGUGAACUUUGUGAAUCCGUGUUACCUCUGAAAAUUCAGAUGGAUGACAGAGAGCUAUCUCUGGAUGUGAUAUAGCGUCCAUCCACGCCUUAUCUUAUAAUGCAAUCAAGACACAGGAAGGAGAAGAAGCAAGGGAAAGCCGUAUAUGUUAUCUAGUUUCAAAAUGGUGAACCCAUAAAGAUAGUAAAUAUAAUUUCCAAUCAUAUAGGGAAGAGGUCAUCAAUGCGAUAUCCAAAUCUCAGAUAUUUCAGUGUCUAGAUUACACGCUUAUAUAAAAUAUUAGGAUGGUAACUUCGUCAUUCUUGACAACAACAGUAAGUUUGGAACACUCGUAAAAUUAUACCAGGCUUAUAGGAUCGAAGAAGAGAAAGUGGCUGUAUAAGUAAUUCUAUUAUUUAUCUCGAGGUGGGACGCACAGUUCUGACUUUUGUACUCAAAUAACAGUGUAUUAGUGAGAACCAUUGA